GAGUGUGAAGUGGAGCAUAAAGUGGAGCGCCAGGGGGCAGCAACUACAGUGCAAUCAUGCGAGGACCGUGAAGACAAAGAGGGAGAAUUCAGCUACGAUGGUAACUUGUGGGACUUGUCCAACCAAGACGACGCGCUUUCUUUUAGUCUUGACACCGAGGGGAGCAUGGCCUGCAAUAGAGCUACCCAGGCAAAGCCUAAAAUGAGAUCCAGACAGUCACAGACUACACUUGGAGAGUGCCGAAAGUGCGCUGAGUGGAAAAUGCAAAUAAGAGUCCUGCAGAAGCGAAAAGGGAAAUUACGCUCUCAGAAGAAAAAAUGGAAAGAACAGGCCACACUAAUAAAUGUAAGUGCUAUUUUUUAUUUCUUAUUCCUGGUAUGCAAGAUAGAAAGUAAUUCUGAAAUACCCCUCCCCAACCACCAAGUCAUCCUCUCAUGCAAAACUGUUGUACCAUGUAGGGGUUUUUUAUUUUUUACUCAAAAGGUUUUUUUUUUAGUAACAGUUUUCUUUAUCACAAUUAUGUGAUAGUAUGACUCAAGCAGCAACAAAAGAGAAUUAGAAGAGGAAGGAGAGGAAGAAGAGGACAUGGAGGAGGUAGAGACAGAAGUGGAAAAUAUGGAAUGUUUGGAAGACCCUGGACUGGAGGAUACAGAGAAUUUAAUAGAUGAAAAGGAAGACGAUCCAGACUGGCAUUGUCAGAUGGAGGAUAAGGGAGAUGAUGAUAUUGAUGCCGAUGAUGAAGAGACGGAAAGUACACCAAUGAACAAUAUCAGGCAAGAUGUUAUGAUUUUGAUUGGUCAUUACGUACUCAUCCUU
Molecule: messenger RNA, 816 nt
Organism: Porites evermanni
Lineage: Eukaryota; Metazoa; Cnidaria; Anthozoa; Scleractinia; Poritidae
Source: the annotation of a GenBank genome assembly